UGGGCACAACUCCACUUCGUUCGCCUUCCCGCAGUGGCUUUAAACUCCCCCCUCCUUCCCUCCUCACAUAUGCUCGGCACCGUGUUUUUAGGUCUGUGAAGGAUACCGAUACUUCGAUUAAUAUCAAAAGCACGAUGGAGCGCACCGUCGGAGAAGACGCCGACGACCUGUCGGAGCUGGAGGAGAAACAGAGGAUAAGCGACGAAAACCCCUUUGCUCAUUGGAAAAUUGAAGAUACCUCUUUGCUAAGACCUAUGAGCUUAGAGCGAAGGAAGUGCGACUUCUGUCAGAAAUCGCGGUUAUACUUCUGCUACACCUGUUACCAUCCCCUCAUCCCGUGCAAGUAUUAUCCACGAGUGAAGUUGCCAAUUAAAAUCGACAUCAUCAAGCAUCCCCGCGAGAUAGCUGGCAAGAGCACGGCCGUCCACGCUGCGAUAAUCGCGCCGGAGGACGUAAAGAUCUACACGUAUCCGAACUUUCCGGAGAUAUUGAAUAAGGAAGACACUGUUUUAGUGUUUCCUAGUAAGGAUAGCUCAAAGAAUCUAAGUGUCGAGGAUCUUUUUACGAGAGAAGAGGGGAAAUGUGACGCCUCGCAAGGACGCAGCAAUAAGGCCGAGGAUGCGUUCCCUAUAAAAAGGGCCAUUUUCAUCGACAGCACUUGGCAGCAAACCAAAUCGAUAUACAAAGACCACAGAUUAAGAGAACUACGUUGCGUGAUAUUAAAUGCGAGGAUUUCUCAAUUUUGGCGCCAUCAAAAGAAGAGUCCGAGAUGGUAUUUAGCGACAAUUGAAGCAAUUCAUCAAUUUUUAGUGGAAUUACACACGUGUGCACUUGGGGUAGAGGAGGAAUAUGUGAAAUUCGACGGUUUGAAGGAACCAGAACGGUUGAAAUUAGAUUAUUCGGAAAAGAAAGAUAUAUAUUUGUCUAAACUAUAUUGCAUAACUAAUAGCGAAGAGAGAAUGCAGAAAUACAAUGGACAGUACGAUAAUCUUUUAUACUUUUUCAAGUUGAUGUAUGAAAUGAUUCAUGAUAUAUAUCCUCAUCAGACAUUACAAGCUUACAAGAGACCACUCAAAUAACUACAUCUUGUUACAUUAAUAAGUUCUUUCGCAUUUGAUUAAAUGGUUUUUAUGUCUGUUUUUGUAAACUAUAGCAUCUACUUUAAGAUGUAUUGUUCUCUUGUAAUCGUACGGAAGUUCAAUGUAACUUUAUAUAAUCUCAAGACAGUUCUAUUUAAAAAUUGUCUAAUUUACGUAAUUGUCUAAUAAUUUACAAAAAGAUUCUUAGCUUCCAAAAAUCUACGAAGAAACAUCUCCUGGAUUCUCGAGAAUGUGUUGUAAUCUUUUCUUUUUGUAGUUAAAUGGGUGAUGUAUCCAAAAAUUAAUAAAAAAAUUAACAAAUAAAAUUAUUUUUCUAGCACUGCAUAGUGCAUAUUAUGUGUCAAAUAUAUUUUUAUUUUUCUAAAAUAAUUUAUCUAAAAUAGUUUAUCUAGAGAACUUUUUAUACCUUAGUAAAUUGUAAGCUUCAAAUACAUUAUACAUAAUCGAAAUUUCAA
This is a messenger RNA of Vollenhovia emeryi, 1555 nucleotides long. RefSeq names its product DTW domain-containing protein 1. Gene Ontology annotation, cellular component: nucleus. Bases 135 to 1079 code for a protein of 314 amino acids. The transcript has 4 exons. Gene Ontology annotation, molecular function: tRNA-uridine aminocarboxypropyltransferase activity. Gene Ontology annotation, biological process: tRNA modification. NCBI's taxonomy places the organism in Eukaryota, Metazoa, Arthropoda, Insecta, Hymenoptera, Formicidae. The record is from RefSeq and is a predicted model, not a curated record.